Molecule: messenger RNA, 789 nt
Organism: Metarhizium acridum CQMa 102
Lineage: Eukaryota; Fungi; Ascomycota; Sordariomycetes; Hypocreales; Clavicipitaceae
Source: RefSeq, a predicted model, not a curated record
AUGCAGAGACCACGGCCGCCGUCGGCGUCGACUUCACCACACUCCCAUGCAGGUCCAGAAGGCGUGCCUGGAUCGGCGUCCCGCGCGAGAUGGCACAUGUCGCGGUCGCGGUCCCGGACGCCGUCGCAGUCCCGCUCGCCGUCGAGAUCAAGACGCAGCGCGUCGCGGCCGCCGUCCAGACACAGCUCCAGGGACUCGUGUCGCCGCGUGCCCUCGCAGCAGGAGAAGGAGCACAACCGGGGCAAGCUCAUCAAGGACUCGGCCGGCCUGCUGCUGGGCAUCGGCGUGGCGGCCGUUGUAGCGCACAAGUUCUGGCCAAAGGGCAUGCUGUACGGCGCCAAGGAGGAGUGGGAGACGCGCCUGGACAAGGCCAGGGACAAGGUGCUUGGGGUCCCAAGCGACAAUGGCCAUGGCCCAGACGUCCGUCGGCGGGAGAGGGGUCGUAGUAUUAACAGGGACAGGGCUUACCACUACGAGAGCGAGAGACUGGCCGUGGAACGAGGUCCGGUUCCUCCCUUGCGGAGGAGCACAAGUUGUCGGGAACGAGUUCCCAGAGCACGAAGCUUGGGACCGGUCCGGACGCGAGUCUACCAAGAGGCUGUUGACACCGCGAGGUGGGAGAGACUGGGGCCUGGGCACCAUCAACAGGCUAGAGGUGAGCCAUCGUAUGCCUCUGAAGGACAUUCUCAUCUACCAUAUGUUGAUUUGGAGCACCGGGCUCGUCGUGAAGAUGACUUUAUUGUAGUGGAGAGAGACUUGCCGCGACAUGGUGGCCGUGGGUAUAGAUGA